Molecule: messenger RNA, 861 nt
Organism: Oryzias latipes (Japanese medaka)
Lineage: Eukaryota; Metazoa; Chordata; Actinopteri; Beloniformes; Adrianichthyidae
Gene: psmb2
Product: proteasome 20S subunit beta 2
Biological process (GO): proteasomal protein catabolic process
Cellular component (GO): proteasome core complex; nucleus; cytoplasm
Source: RefSeq, a predicted model, not a curated record
GCUGUAGGAGCGGCGCACCUUUCGCGCCCAUUCUGCGUCCUCCGGGGUCGCUGGCGGCUUUUCUGCGGGGUUUGAGGUCGGCGGGGAGGAAGGCAAGAUCGGGGACGGCAUCGAGGCCUGUUUCUUCUUCUUAGCCGAAGAGAUGGCGGAGGCCCUGCGGUCUGGGACCAAGUCAGGAGUGGACACCUCUUUUUUCUGCCCUAGUCUGUUGCUCGUUCGCCGUGGUGUGUUCUCCUUGUCCUGCUCCGCGGAGAUUAUGAUAAAAUGUUCAAACUGAGCGAGAAGAUCCUGCUGUUGUGCGUGGGAGAAGCAGGAGACACGGUGCAGUUUGCUGAGUACAUCCAGAAGAAUGUCCAGCUCUACAAAAUGAGGAACGGUUACGAACUGAGUCCAUCUGCAGCAGCAAACUUCACACGGAAGAACUUGGCAGACUACCUACGGAGCAGGACGCCAUACCAUGUGAAUCUGCUGCUGGCAGGCUACGAUGACGCAGACGGACCCGGCCUCUUCUACAUGGACUACCUGUCCUCUCUGGCCAAGGCGCCCUUCGCUGCCCACGGCUAUGGAGCCUUCCUCACUCUGUCCAUCCUGGACCGGGAUUACAAACCAGAUUUGACCCGUGAAGAGGCCAUGAACAUUCUGAGAAAGUGCGUUGAGGAGCUGAACAAACGCUUCAUCCUGAACCUGCACUCCUUUAACGUCCGUUUGAUUGACAAGGACGGCAUCCAUGACAUGGAGAAGCUCACCGUGGGCGCCAAGUGACGGCGCUGCGACCACCACCCUCACAUCAGUCUGUUUCUCUUGUCCUUUUUUUGUACCACUGAUCCCCCAUCCCUCAAUAAAAAGUGACACAGAUUUCCA